UCAUCCCUUGAUUUUUUAUCUUUUAACCCCUAUAUACUUUGAAAAUUCAAUUUCACGUUAUUGUAUCGAUAUCAGUUUUGAUUUUCGUCCCAUUUCAUCAUUGACGAUCUUCGUGAUAGUAAUCUGCGAAAUUUUUCAGACAUGUAUAAGGAAAAUUUGCAAGUAAAAGUUUACAAAAAACCUUCCACGUUCGUUGAUUCACCUUGAUUCAUUAAAGAUGAGUAUUCUUCGAAAUUCAUAUUGAAAUCGAUUUUAUAUAAAUUGGUACAGACAAAGUACCAUUCUUUUUCGAUUUUUAAUCAUGAAUUGGUUAACUAAAACGUAGAGAGCUUGAUCAUAGAGAAGUACUAUAUAUAUAUAUAAAAUAAAUAUUUUUUACGAAAAUAAGAUAAAAAUUGUUUUUCCAAGUAAUAACGUAAAUCCAAAAAAAUCAACAUGACGGAUGCAGAGAGGAAAGUGGGCAUCGCAGGUGUUCCAGGUACAUCUGGCGAGGGUGAUGCCCAACCUAGGAAGAAAAAACGAUACGAAUUGGGAAAACGAUGGCAUCGAUUCCGCGUUUUAACACCGAAUUCGGCGAUUCUUCGCGGCUCGUACGCGAUGACCGAUAAACACUUCAAAUACAGAAGCCGUGGCCGACAAGCCGCCCCUGCAUCGAUCGUAGCCAUUGUCUAUGGGCGUCUCUUUGAGCCGAAGGAAUGGGUGAAAGAAUAUGUCGAUCAGAUAUUAGAAUACGGCGACAAAGUGUUCCGCACCAGCGUGACGAGGAAUCAAGUGAAAGAGAACGAGUACAUGAAGAGCAGCCUGGUCCAUCCAGAAUUCUACAUCGCCAAUUACAAAAUUUUAGUUUGCGUCGAGGAAACGGGAAUCUACGGGAAUCUGUUCAGCGAAACGAUUGGUUGCCCGGACUUUGCAGAUGGGUUGCAAAAAUUCUUCAAGAACAACGAUGCCGGAGUGAUCACAGCCCAAGGAACUUCUAUGGCUAUGUGGCGCCACCCUGAAAUCGGUUUCCUCUUCUUCGAUCCUGCACCCUGCGACGAAGAUGGUAUCCAUCAUCCGGAUGGUGUUGCCUGCGUGAUGAGAUUCAAAUGUUUGAACGACAUCCGGGACCAUUUUCUCAAGAACAUGGACCCGAAGUACGAUUCCAGAUAUUGUAUCGACAAGGUGACGGUGUUGAGGGUGAACGAGGUGGGUCGCGGAUACUUUGAUCGUUUACCAAGUCCAACCCGGUUGCACGUGGACAGAAACGUGCUGAGAUCCAUCAACCCAGUCGACAUCGACGAGAACAAGAUGGACUGUACGAAACCGGUGCCAAAGGGGGACAAAAUAAAAACGAUCACGCAGGCCAAGAUUCACAAGGAACCGUUGGCGAUCACCAUCUCGAAUUUCAGCAUCGACAAACGUUUCGCGACCGAUCCACUGGUCGAUCAGAACAAAUUCGACACUGGUUACACGUACGAGGACAUGCACGUGAACGUUCCAUCCACGUUCAGGGAGCUUCCCGGCAACAUGGCGAUCCUUCACGGGUUGACCCACGAGCACAGCGAGAUGUACAAGGGGAAAGGGGCGCAAAAUGUUGCCAAUUGCGUGAUGGCCAUCGCGAUGAAAAAGGUCCACCCGGUGAAAACUUGGUUGAGGCCGAAAUUGGACGAAAUAUUGGCGUUGGGGGAUGCCGUGUACGCCGAGGUGAAGUCCGCCAAGCCGAUGAUGAAGAACAUGACCGCCCCCGAUUUGAACGACACGAAAAUCGAUGUGGAGGGAAGGAAGAUAGUUAUAGAUGUGGAUCUGAUCACGGUAACUGGCACCCUCACGUCCAAAAUUCCAACGGUAUUGAAUCUGAAGCAAGCGUUGGAAGAAUUCUUCCUGGUUAAUACCGAGGGCGUGAUCGAGUCUUCCUCCAUGUCUGUCGCGAUAUGGAGCCAGGACGAUUAUUUCUACAUGUUCGAUCCCCGCCAGUGUGAUUCCAUAGGUACCAGGAUACGAGAGGAGAAGGCCGCAAGAGGCGCAAAGGCGGAAAAUUCUGAGAGAAAGAAGGGGAAUUGUUGCGUGAUAAGAUUCCCCACCACUGAUGCGCUGGCCGCGUUAUUCGUGAAGAACGUGGAACAGCACAAGAAGAACGAUCGUUUCACCAUCAGGCACAUCACGAUCCCUGACGAUAUUCCCGGGACAAGGGCGUGGCACGAUUUUCAGCCCGGAACUGCGGGUGAAACGUGGGUUCUUCAAGGGACUAUAUCGAACGAGGACGAGGAAUUCGAGGACGAGAGUAGAGGUAUUCAGGGAUUGGCCAUGCCGGUGAUAGCGCUCAUCAGUGCGAAAGAAACACUCCCUCAAAAGUGGAUUAACGACACUGUCGAUACGAUAGUUCGAGAGGGGGACGUUUACUACAAUUGGUGUAAUCCGAUUGUAGAGGUGGGCGAGGACGUGGAGAGAUAUUUUUUCGUAUCGAACUUGAAAAAGAAUCUGUACUUUAAACACAGGAAGGUGAAGAUCGACGUGGAGGAGGGCACCAUCACCGGGGAUUUGACUUCGCCUCCUAAUAGCGACGUCCCAAAUUUGAACGAUGGUUUGAAACGUUUCUUCGAGGAGCAUCUUUAUGGUAUCGUGGAUGUGAAGAACCUGGCAGUGGCUGUGUGGAAAGUCGACGAGGAAGUGAAACAGAAGGACGAAAUUCUUCUUCAAACAGCGUAUUAUUGCUUCGAUCCUAAUCCCAGGAACAGGCAGGGGCUUUGGUCGGUGGAAGAGGAAGAGGAGAUAGAAAACGCGGCCUGCGUCAUCAGGACAUUGGAUCUGUCCGUUCUGGCGAAGAUAAUCGAAACGAAUGCCGGCCAGGAUCCGGAGACAAGCAACGAGUUCUCGAUCCAUAACAUGAAAGUGGUCUCGAUCGGUUCCGAGAUGACCGAAGAGGAGAUCGAAGCGGACAAGCAAAUCCCUGUGAAGCCCGACUUGAACAAUUAUCUCAACAUGGGCGAUACCGGUGCCAUAUUAUUGGGCAGCUUCAACCAGGCUAACGAGGUGAUAUUCAAGAGACACAGCAGGGACAAGCAGCAAUCCGGAAGCGCUUUGGCAACAUUGGGCAUGACGAAAUUGUACAAUCCUCACUUAUGGUACAGAGAGGUGGUCGACGAUAUACUUAAGAUAGGCGACAAAAUAACCAUGGACAAUUUGGAGAAUCUUCCCGAGGAGGAGGAGGAGUCCCCGAGGACGUAUCUUCUUCCGAGUGAAAUUAGCGAGGAUUUCGCGGUUGGGGUGAAUCGAAUGUACGUUACUCUCGAGGAGGAGACGACGUCCGGGAAGACGACCGAUUUGCCAUCGAUGUUGGAAACGUUUUUCGAGACGAAUUCCAUGGGUAUAUUCAGGCAGAAUCACGUGAUAAUGCCCUUCUGGAGAGAGGGCGAGGCGUUCUUCAUGAUGGAUCCUAAGGGUAGGGAUACCAGGGGAGAGCCGAGGGAGAAAGACGGUGCGGCCGCCGUGAUGUGGUUCACCGAUAUUGCGUCAUUGGCCGCUGCUAUUCAAGCGGUUGCCACGGGCGAGGAUUUCGUGAUCGACGUUGUCACCAUGGACAACGCGUACGAGACGAGGGUGGCCGAGGAGGAACGGCCAGCGAAACCUAGUUCAGGGGACAGUCUCUGGUAUCAUUUCCCCAAGAUGACCGAAGGCGUGUGGAGCAUCGACGGUACGAUUGCCAUGGACGAUGUGAAAUUCGAGAAAGCGAAUCGAAACAAUCAAACCGCCGCCAUUGCUGUGAUGGCCAUAGUGUUCGCGAAGGUGUACGAGCCGAGAUAUUGGACGCAGGCGGUGCUCGACGAGGUGAUAGUGACCGGUGACAAAUUGCACUCGAAGUGUGUGGAAAGACUCGGGCAAGGAGCCGUGCUUAGGAUCAACGACAUAAUGACGGAAUUUUUCCUCUCGAGCCGUCGGAUCAACUUGAGUAUCAAGGACUGCGUGGAGGCCGGCAGUCUGACAGCCAAACCGCCCAAGGUUCAAGAUCUGAAAACGGGUAUAAUCAACUUCUUCUCGAGAUACAAUUCGGGGGCGUUGACCGUCGGUAAGAACAGGAACAUAGCUAUUUGGAAGUCCUUUAACGAUUACUACGCUUUGAUACCCGAUUGGGUAACCACAUCCGACGAUGUGAAGAUAGUGAAGCCGAAGGUGUUACGUUUCAUCAACAUCGCGACUUUCAUCGAUUACCUUAAAAAUUUCCUCGGCACCGAAGGGGAUUACGAGAUGAUCGCUAUCGACGUGGUCAAUUGGAACAAGCUUCCCCCGUGGAAGUUCGACCCGAGUUCGGCCGUGCGCCCUUCGAACUUGCCUCCCUUGAACGCGUACAGGAGAGUCCGGGGCGAGGCGAGGGCACUUUUAAGGGGCAGUUACCACCAGGGUGACGAGAUAUUCCCGGAACAGUUGCGAAACAAGCAGGGAGCGGCGAAUUGCGUGGUAGCCCUCGGCAUGUCCGUGGUGAAGAAUCCGGUCACUUGGACGAAGAAGACCAUGGACGAGAUUCUGGCGAUCGGUAUCAACGUCCACAGGGAGACGCAAAAGGCAAAGCCAACCCUGGUUCGUGUCAAGCCGAAAGACAUCAUCAGGGUGUUCUACGUGGGUGUUAAUAUCCUGACAGCCGACAUCGAGUCGGCUACGGUGGCGGGUAUAGUCGCGAUGCCGCCGCCCGAUCCCGAGGACAAGAAGAAGGUGAGAAAACCGACGAAACGAACGGUGGACAGGAGGAGGACCAGAACCAGGAGAGUUCUUAGGGUUCGAGCCCCGCCACCGCCGCCCAUUCUCCUCGAGCAGGGUGUUCCGCAGUUCUUCGAGAAGAAUCGGGCUGGAAUUUUGGUCACCGAUCGGGGAGCUGUUGCCAUCUGGAAGGACAUGGGCGUCUAUUUCAUGUACGAUCCCCGUGCGCGAAGCGAUCAAGGCUUACCGGAUUUCUACGGCACCUCUUGCGUCAUGUGGUUCGCCUGUCUUGAACCCCUCUAUGAGGUUAUGUUCGCGAACAUAGACGAGCAGGACAGGUACGGCCGCUACGAGAUCUGCAGAGUCAUCAUCAAGACCGCCAUGAUCGAGCCUCUGCCCUGUCCAGCCGGUUUCAGAUCCUACUUCGAUUGCACGACUCCCCUGAUCCCGGUAAUGUCCAUGAAAAGGAACACCACGUUGGACGUAGAGACGGUCACCGAUUACAAUAUCGUGGACGAGGAGCUUAGCAUACUUCGUGGAACCCUGCACAUGCACCAUCGGAUCUGGGACGCGGAAACGAGAGGUUUCCAGAGUACGGCGAUCGCGGCUGUUGGCAUCGUGGUCGGCCUCCUCCACGUGCCUUCCACCUGGACGCCCGAAUUGAUCGACGCUAUCCUGAGAUACGGGGAUUUUUUACACUCGGACAGCGUACGGGCAACCCGUCCAGGGAACAGGAAUUUAUCACCCAGCGAGUUGUUAACCGUCUUCAUCGUUGGCGACUUCAGAGCCACUAUACACAUUCACAAUCAUACCACGGCUGGUCUGCUUCACGCGUUCGAUUUAUCGGAAUCGUUAACCAUGUUCUUCCGCUCGAACUGCGCCGGGAUUCUUCACACAACGAAUAUGGCGGUCGCUGUGAUGCAGCAUUACGGGAAAUUUUAUCUGUUCGAUCCUUGCGCGAGGAACGAUCAAGGAAGGCCUAGUUUCGAUGGCGCGGCAUGCGUUAUGAAGUGCGAGAACAUCAUGAAAAUGGCCAAGAUGUUCGUGACUAAUUGCAAUCUAAAGACACCGAACGUGUACACGUUGAACGCCGUGAACGUGUUGAGCUUGUACUUUUUCUCGGAUGCGAAGACCGGUUGUCCGCCGAAAUGCAUACAGUAAAAAUAAAGAUUAUUUAAUUUUUUUGUUUUUUUUUUCCUUAGGCUGAUAUAAGAAAAAAAAUUUGACGUUAUAUAUUAUAUAUUAAAGUUUUAACGUUACUUCGAAUUACGUAUACGAAACGAAAUAUGUUUGAAAUAUACAUGUAUGUAUAUUUCGUUGUAUAUAUGUAUAGAUUAAAUUUAUAUUGUGUUCGAUUGAUUUAGUUGACAACAAUAAUGAUGAUGAGUUGGGUCGGUUGAGUAUAUUAAAGAAAAGACAAACAUUCUCACAAGACUAGCAUUUUUUAUUUUUUAAAUUUUCAUUCCAGUUUCUUCGCUUGCUCUCUUCCGAAUUUCCCACGAAAUCGUUUCUAUAAUAUAUAAUCAGGGGAAAAAGUAUAUACUCUGAUCGCAGCUCGAGGCUAGAAACUGUCGACUUAUGCGACUUCCAAGUGAUGGGGGAUUGAUCUCUCUACAAUCGUAGCAAAAAAUUUACCCUGUCACGUGUUAAACCGUUCUUCGUCCAAAGAUUACGAACGAAAACGAGUCGAUUGAUUAAAACAUUACAAGAAACAUUGUUCCAUGUAAUGAUUAAUAAUCAUCAAUUAUUUCUAUCCGAACGGAUAUUAAUUUCCGUGCAAAGAACGGGCAAGCAGAGGUGAAACAGUCAAUGAAUCCACGCGGUCGACAACAUUCUCAAAUUGCUAAUUUUAUUUAUAGGUUUCUUUAUGACACAAAUCACUUUUAGCAUCUACAAUGAGUAGGAGUACAGGCUAUACGAGAAUGAAUUUGAUACAGAUCACUUAUUUAGUGUAAAUACAAUGUAUCCUCUUCAAUUACACGCUAUAUAAACUAGAUACUUAGAAAACACUGUACAACGCAGCUGAGAAACUGUCGGUGAUACUUUACAAUAUGUUACAAGCACUCCUUGAAGCGAGACGAGCCUAACCGCGGCGGGAUCUCUCCUCUCUCCUUUCUCUUCUCUUCUCGUGAAAGCUCGAAGAAAAAGCACGGUUCGUGAUCGGCCACGGCCAGGGCGUUCCGAGUGACUCUACGUAUCGACGUCUCACGCGGUCUGUAGGCCGUGUUUACAAGCGGAUCCCGGAAGCUAUUCCACACCCGCGAUCGUUCUUUCGUCGACGACGUUUGCUUUCGUUUCAAUCGCAAGAACGUGUCAAAGGCGUGUCUAUCUUCCUCCUUUUUCUUCCCUUCUUAAAAAGUAUCACACGAGGAGGAAUAGCUUCCUCGUCCUUGACCACUCGUGGGGGCCACGACGGACCCUCGUGACGUCGUCUCGUUCCUCGCAAAGUGAAUUAACGCCGAGUGUCGCGGGCAGAACGAACGAACGAUUCGAACGAACUGACUCGGUGAAAGGAAAAAAAAAAAGAAAAGAAAAGAAAAAGAAAAA
Messenger RNA from Apis cerana (Asiatic honeybee), 7215 nucleotides. RefSeq lists its product as uncharacterized. The record is from RefSeq and is a predicted model, not a curated record. Lineage: Eukaryota; Metazoa; Arthropoda; Insecta; Hymenoptera; Apidae.